AUGGCCAGUCCCCACCCACGUACACUCCCAGUGAAGCGUCAGCUCUCCAGGCAGUUGGAGCAACUUCAAAGGAAGUUGGGAGCUAGCAACACAAAUCCUGACACCUGGAAUCAGGUGGUUGUGCUGGUUCAUGGAGAGUUGCGAGUACAGACAAGAGGAGACUAUGGAGAAGAUGGAACAGCCGGGCAACUUUCCAAAAGAAGGUAUAAACGUGAAUGGGUGAAAUUUGCCAAACCUUGCAGAGAAAGAGAAGACAACUCAAAAAGAAAUCCAAUUGCCGAAAUUACUUCAGAUUUCCAGCAAACCCAGAAAAUUACCUACCACAUUUCUGGGGUAGGAAUUGAUCAACCUCCUUUGGGAAUCUUUGUUGUUGACAAAAACACUGGAAAAAUUAACAUAACUGCCAUAGUUGAUCGUGAGGAAACUCCGAGCUUCCUGAUCACAUGUCGAGCUGUAAACUACUUAGGUCAAGAUGUAGAGAAACCACUUCUAUUAACAGUAAAAAUUUUAGAUGUCAAUGAUAAUUCUCCAGUAUUUUCACAAAGCGUUUUCAUGGGUGAAAUUGAAGAAAAUAGUGCUUCAAACUCUUUGGUGAUGAUCUUAAAUGCCACAGAUGCAGAUGAACCAAAUCAUUUGAACUCUAAAAUUGCCUUCAAAAUCAUCUCCCAAGAACCUGCAGAUCAACCCAUGUUUCUGUUAGGCAGAAACACAGGGGAACUCCGUACCUUGACCAAUUCUCUUGAUCGAGAGCAAACUAGCAGUUAUCAUCUGAUUGUGAGUGGUGCAGACAAUGAUGGACGUGGACUUUCAACGCAAUGUGAAACUAGAAUUAAAGUGAUAGAUGUCAAUGAUAAUUUCCCAAUGUUUAAAGAGUCUCAGUAUUCAGCACAUAUUGAGGAAAACACAUUAAGUUCUGAGUUACUUCGAUUUCAAGUAAUAGAUUUGGAUGAAGAGUUCACAGAUAAUUGGCUUGCAGAAUAUUUCUUUACCUCUGGAAAUGAUGGGAAUUGGUUUGAAAUACAAACUGACCCCAGAACUAAUGAAGGCAUCCUGAAGGUGAUUAAGGCACUAGAUUACGAACAACUGCAAAGUGUGCAAUUUAGUAUUGCCGUCAAAAACAAAGCUGCAUUUCACCAAUCAAUAAGCUCUCAGUAUCGAGUGCAGUCAACCCCAGUCACAAUUCAGGUAGUAAAUGUGAGAGAAGGACUUAUAUUCCGUCCUGCUUCCAAGAAAUUCAUUGUGCAGAAAGGUAUAAGUAGUAAAAACCUGAUCAAUUAUGUCCUGGGAACGUAUCAAGCCAUUGAUGAAGACACUGGGAAGGCUGCUUCAUCCGUCAAAUAUUUAAUGGGACGUAACAAUGGUGGCUUGCUUAUUGUUGACUCAAAAACGGCUGAAAUAAAAUUUAUCAAAAAUAUAGAUCGGGAUUCUACUUUCAUAGUUAACAACACAAUCACAGCUGAGAUUCUGGCCAUAGAUGAAAACACUGGAAAGACUUCUACUGGCACUGUAUACGUUGAAGUACCUGAUUUUAAUGUAAAUUGUCCAACAGUUGUCCUCGAAAAGCAAGUAAUUUGUAGUUCAAAACCUUCGGUUGUUGUCUCAGCUAGAGUACUGAACAGUGAUAAAUACACUGGUCCCUACACUUUUUCACUGGAGGAGCAACCUUUAAAAUUGCCAGCUGUGUGGAGCAUCACAACAGUAAAUGCUACCUCAGCUCUGCUAAGAGCCCAGCAACAGAUAUCUCCUGGAGUAUACACAGUCUUCCUCACAGUCAGGGACAGGCAGAACAGGUGGUGCAACACACCUGAGAGCUUGACUCUGGAAGUCUGUGAGUGUGACAACAGGGACGUCUGUGGAACUUAUGAUCCAAGCAAAGACCCUGGGCCCACUUACGGAAAGCGAUCAUCAGUGAAGCUGGGACCUGCCGCCAUUGGCCUGAUAUUCCUUGGUCUUCUGCUAUUGCUGUUGAUCCCCCUUCUGCUGUUGGCAUGUGACUGGGGGAUGGGUCCUCUAGGGGGAAUGGCAAGUGGCUUCAUCCCAGUUCCUGAUGGUUCAGAAGGAACAAUUCAACAGUGGAAAAUUGAAGGAGCCCAACCUGAAGACAAAGAAAUCACUAAUAUUUGUGUGCCACCUAUGGCAGCUAAUGGAUUAGAAUUCAUGGAAAAUUCUGAAGUUUGCACAAACACAUAUGCAGGAGCGACAGGAGCAGAAGGAGCUUCAGGCAUAGAAAUGACCACAAAGCUUGGAACAACUGGGGCGUCUGGCGUCCCUGGAGGAUUUGCUACAGGAAAUGUGUGUGCAGCCACUGCAGCCUUUGGCACGUGCUCAGCAGGACACUCCGGGACAAUGAGAACAAGGCAUUCCACUGGAGGAACCAACAGGGACCAUGCAGAAGGCACAAUAAACAUGAAUUUCUUGGACUCCUACUUUUCUCAGAAAGCAUUUGCCUGUGCAGAGGAAGACGAUGGCCUGGAAGCAAAUGACUGUUUGUUGAUCUAUGAUAAUGAAGGCACGGAAGCCCCACAUUCUCCUUUGGGCUCCCUGGGCUGUUGCAGUUUCAUUGCCGAUGACCUGGAUGACAGCUUCUUGGACUCAUUGGGCCCCAAAUUUAAAAAGCUUGCAGACAUAACUCUAGGUGUUGAUGAUGAAGCCCAACAAUCUCAGCUACUCACCGAAAAAUGUGAUUUGGGGAUUAACUCCCAUGGCCAUUCUGUAGAAAGCCAACAAUCAGUAACUGUCAGGUGCACGACUUUGCAAGGUGGUCAAGGAGUUUCUACUUUGUCUGCUUCUGGGUCUGUCCUCCAACCAGCCAUUUCCAUCCCUGAUCCUUUGCAACAUGGUAACUAUUUGGUAUCUGAGACUUAUUCAGCUUCUGGUUCUUUCGUGCAACCUUCCACUGCAGUCUUUGAUCCACUUUGCACACAAAAUGUUAUAGUGACUGAAAGAGUAGUCUGCCCCAUUGCUACCAUACCUGGUAACCUCCAGGGUCCAACGGAGUUACGAGGGUCACGUAACAUGAUCUGUAUAGAAGAUCCUUGUUCCCGUUUGAUAUGA
Chrysochloris asiatica (Cape golden mole) is the source of this 3054-nucleotide messenger RNA. RefSeq names its product desmoglein 3 (gene DSG3). Gene Ontology annotation, cellular component: desmosome; plasma membrane. The record is from RefSeq and is a predicted model, not a curated record. Bases 1 to 3054 code for a protein of 1017 amino acids. Gene Ontology annotation, molecular function: calcium ion binding. Gene Ontology annotation, biological process: homophilic cell-cell adhesion. NCBI's taxonomy places the organism in Eukaryota, Metazoa, Chordata, Mammalia, Afrosoricida, Chrysochloridae. The transcript has 16 exons.